Racocetra fulgida is the source of this 272-nucleotide messenger RNA. The record is from the annotation of a GenBank genome assembly. NCBI's taxonomy places the organism in Eukaryota, Fungi, Glomeromycota, Glomeromycetes, Diversisporales, Gigasporaceae.
AUGAUACUGUAAUGGCUUCUGAAGGACCGCCACCUCUUUUAACAACGCACGAGUUACUACUAUCAGAAAAUGAACAUUUUAAAAAUGAUAUCGAAACUUUAAAUGCCAAUUUAACUGAAUUAGAGCUAAGACAGAAUGUUGCUCUGAUGACAGAAAGCUUGAGAACACAAGAGGAAAUACAGAAUCUUAAGAAUAUAUGUCAUAGUUUAAGAAUGCAAAUGCACUAUUUAUUGAUAGAAAGGCGAGGUGAUGAACCGUCUGUUCGGAAUGUU